Messenger RNA from Trichoderma breve, 1497 nucleotides. Its product is annotated as fungal specific transcription factor domain-containing protein. The record is from RefSeq and is a predicted model, not a curated record. The transcript has 3 exons. The coding region runs from base 1 to 1497 and encodes 498 amino acids. Lineage: Eukaryota; Fungi; Ascomycota; Sordariomycetes; Hypocreales; Hypocreaceae. Gene Ontology annotation, biological process: regulation of transcription by RNA polymerase II; DNA-templated transcription. Gene Ontology annotation, cellular component: nucleus. Gene Ontology annotation, molecular function: zinc ion binding; DNA-binding transcription activator activity, RNA polymerase II-specific; RNA polymerase II cis-regulatory region sequence-specific DNA binding.
AUGAGAUGGAGCCACUGGGUUGGCAUAGCUAAAGAGUUUGAACCCAUCAUCUCCUGCUAUGGAGCAAUAUGCGGCUUUGGAGACAUUAACUCGUUCAAGAGCGCUGAAACCAGAGCUCUGAUCGUCGAGACCAGCGGCUUGCUCCAAAAGUGCAAAAGCGUAGCUAGAACCCUCAAGAUUGGACGGCCUAGUAGAUGCCUUUCAUCGCUGAAUUUUGAUCUGACGCCCCCUUCGCGUCAAGUGGCAGACAAGAUGGCAGCCUUGUAUUUCCAAUCAUUUGAGUCAACACACCGGAUUUUGCACGAGCCCACCUUUUGGAGAGUUUACGAGAGGUUCUGGAGUAGCCCCGAGACUGCUUCAGGCAUACUACGCCUUCAGGUGCUUCUCGUGAUUGCCAUAGGGUCCAGUUUGGCUCCGCAUGUGGAAUCCGAUUCCGGACUUCGCCAAAUGGUGCAUCAAUGGAUAUACGCAGCUGAAACUUGGCUUUCUGGGCCACUGGAAAAGGACCGUCUCAACAUCUCCGGGCUGCAGAUACAUUGUUUGGUGAUGCUUGCCCGGCAAGUCUUUUCAAUCGGAGGGGAGUUCAUUUGGGUUUCGUCGGGGUCGCUCAUCCACCGGGCGAUACAGAUUGGUUUGCAUCGGGACCCCAAACAUCUCCCUCCUAUGUCCGUAUUGCAGGCGCAGCUGCGUAGAAGAUUAUGGGCCACAAUCCUGGAACUAGUGGUUCAAUCGUCUCUCGAUUCGGCAUUGCCUUCAAGGAUCUCUUUCGAUGAAUUUGAUACUGAGCCGCCGGCUAAUAGCAAUGACAACGAGAUAGGAGAAUCAGCCACUGAACUGAAGCCUCACCCCAAGGAAACUUUUACCGGGACAUCUAUGCAGAUCAUUCUCCUUGACUCGCUCCCAACACGCCUUCGAAUACUCAGUCUCCUGAACGGUCUAAACUCCGAGCUGUCUUAUCUAGAUGUGCUUGACUUGAGCGCGGAUAUUCUCCAAACUUGUCCAUCUCCUGAGCCAGAUGAAGGAUUCUUCAAUCUUAUGGCGAUUGGAGGAGGAUUGUUCAAAGAGGGCAUCCGAUAUGCCACAAGCAUAAUUAGUCUCGAGCUUCUCGCCCAAGUCGAAACUCAGUAUCUCGACGGAGCAUUACACCGCAACUCACAUUACAUAAAUCCGCUUAAGAAGGCUAUAGCAGAAAUGACUUCCCAAUCAAUAGAGCGGAUCCGGCAAGGAGAGACAAACGUCAAGAGCCACAUGUUCUUAUGCAUGAUUACGGCUCAAGCGGAAGCCACGGAAGAAGGCGUAUCUGGCGAAGGGCGCGUUGCGAAGGGUGCGAGGGAUAGUAUUUCGUUGUGUCUGGAACUGUUGCAGGAUCGUCUAGGUACCACUUCUCUGUCAAUACCUACGCCGGAUGUCGAAUCUAUCAUUGGAGAAAGAGAUGACUACACAUAUGGAUUGGAUUUUGACAUGGACUUCUUCUUGGCGGAAACAGGCUUUUCUUGA